Messenger RNA from Pieris macdunnoughi, 1506 nucleotides. NCBI's taxonomy places the organism in Eukaryota, Metazoa, Arthropoda, Insecta, Lepidoptera, Pieridae. The record is from the annotation of a GenBank genome assembly.
AUGCCUUCAGUAUAUACAUUUCUGAAACGGAGUGAUAAUGAUAUUCUUCAAGAGCUUCUUAGAGUACUAGGAACGGGGCGAGGCUCUGUCAAAGAGAAAUGGAGCAUUGCUGCUGAGUGCCUGGUUGAAACCGGAUGUGAUGCAAUUUGGAAGCUUUCAAAAGAUUUCUGUAAAAAGUUUGAACUCAGAUUUCCAUGUGUUGCAUAUGUAACAAUUACCUCUGUAGUUUUUGAAGAUUUGAGUGCUACACUUGAAGUAGCAAGUGUUCAGCAUGAGUCAAUGUCUUUGCCCGAAGUGGUGCCAGAUGUUCCGCUCAUAGAACUAUGGCCAACAAUAGAACAAAGGGAAGACUAUGUAAAUGCAGCUACUACAGCAUCGUUCAUUGAUGUUCUAAGAUUCUUCUACAGCAACAUUUGGAUGCCAUGGGAUGACCAAGAUGGCUCAAUAGUAACACCAAAAACUAUAGAAGAUCGAAUGGGAUUGUGGUUUGACCUACAUAGUGGUAUUAUAAAUAGUAGAGUUGCCAGAUCAAUUAAAUUUCAAAGAACCAGUGCUAUUAAAGCUCACGAAGAUUUAUUAGAACUUGAAUCAUUAUUCAGUGAAGAUAGUGAUGAAAAUGAUUCAAUGCUACCAGCAGACAAUAUGCUAUUUCGAUGUGCUGAGUUAAAUGCGAAACUGGAGUCAAUUAAAGCACAAUGGAGUAAUUUAUAUGAGAAUGCAACAGUACGAGAGCAAUAUUUAGCACAAGAGAGAAAUAAAUGGCAAAAGGAUAAAAACAAAAUAAAUUGUAUAGCAAUAUGGCCAGGGGGACAAAGUGAUGAAUUUUAUGAUAUAUCAAAUAUCCUUCAAUCUCACCUGACAAGUAGUCAUUCACUAACCAUUACAACUUCUGCUGAGGAUGGAUUAUCCCGAGAUCCAGAUGAAGUAAUCAUUUGUUGCCAAGAAUGUGAAAUACCUGAGAUACAGUUAUUAGAUAUAUCUAUAUGUAGUUGGAAAGGUGCAACUCUAAAAGCGUCAGAGAUGCGGGCCUACCUCUUAAUGCUGGGAGAAAAAUGCAGACUAAAACAUCUGACUCUGGAGUGUGGGCAGGUGUCCACUGCAGUAGUGAUGAAAGCCGGGACAUUGGAAGUCACUGACUGUAAUAUUAUCAACAGCCAACGGAUGGAUUUGACGCAAGGCAUUGUCGCAAAAUCUGGGACGAAACUAACUUUAAAUAAUUGUGUGCUUGAGAAUUUCUUCUCUGGAAUUGUUGUACACAAAAAUUCAGAGAUUGAACUGAACAACUGUAUUAUUCGUAAUUGUGGUGUUGGUAUUCAAAUGUACCCGGAGUGUCAAGUCCAGUUGAAAGAUACAGUAAUAGAGAGCUGCAGAGAACAAUGCAUUCGCGGGGAGAGUUGCCCAAAGGAUAAAAAUAGUAUCAAAGGACUUCAAAUAGGAGAUAACUGUAAAAUAGGUUCAGGAGAUUUGAAGAAGGAAAUAUUAGUAGUAGAAGCACCUGAAAUUUGA